This is a messenger RNA of Leptosomus discolor (cuckoo roller), 976 nucleotides long. The record is from RefSeq and is a predicted model, not a curated record. NCBI's taxonomy places the organism in Eukaryota, Metazoa, Chordata, Aves, Leptosomiformes, Leptosomidae.
AUGGCCAGUGACUUCAUGUUCCUGCAGCAGGAAGAAGAAAAACUCUCUCCUUUUGUAAAGGAGACUGCUUUAGCACAGAGAAUAUUUUUGAAGAUAAUAACUCACAAGGUAGGUGCUAGCCAGAUGAGGAAGUCGCAGAGGGAGAUCACAGUUACACUGAGUUUUGUCAAGUUUGUCCCCCUAGCUGGAGGAGUUGCUGGCAGCUUUGUUGUUCCUAAAGAUGCUGAAGGAACAGCAGCAUCUGGGAUGUACUCUGCUACACAAAUCAACACAGCAACAGACGAUAGUCAUUUUGUCAUCACCUGCAACCAGCUAGCAACAUGAGUCAGCAAGUCAGGUUCCACAUCAGGUCCAAAGACAGCACCCAGGCAACUGCCCUUCGUUGUCAAGGAUGCCAUCCCAGUGUUCAGUUGCAAGAAUGUUCACUAUGACCUUGUCUUCAUCUUGGAUGCCUCCUCCAGUGUCGGAAAAGAAGAUUUUGAGAAAGUUCGGCAGUGGGUGUCUAAUUUGGUGGAAACUUUUGAGAUUGGCCCAGACAAAACCCGUGUAGGUGUGGUGCGAUACAGUGAUCGUCCAACCACAGAGUUCGACCUGGGAAAGUACAAAACCCGUGAGGAAAUCAAAGAAGCUGCACGAAAAAUUAAGUAUUAUGGGGGUAAUACGAACACCGGAGAUGCUCUCAGGUACAUCAACACCUACAGUUUUUCCAAGGAAGCUGGUGGGAGACUUAGUGAUCGAACUGUUAAAAAAGUGGCUAUCCUUUUGACGGAUGGAAGGAGCCAGGAUUAUGUCUUGGAUCCAGCCACUGCAGCUCAUCAGGCUGGGAUUAGGAUCUUUGCUGUGGGUGUAGGCGAAGCCUUGAAAGAGGAACUUGAUGAGAUUGCUUCGGAACCCAAGUCUGCUCAUGUGUUUCACGUCUCUGAUUACAAUGCCAUCGAUAAAAUUCGAGGGAAGCUGAGAAGACGUCUCUGUGAAA